AUGGAAUGUCUAGCCGUUUUCAACACAAUCGUCAGCAAUUGUAUCAAAAAAUUCGGGGGAAUCAAGCAUGAUAAAAUUGCGAUGAAAUGGUUGAGCCGCAUGUUUCUCGCGGUUUUCUUGGUCCUUUUAGCCGUAUUUCUCUACGAUGUUUGCUUCAAAAUCAUACCUUAUGAGAUCAAACACGCUCCAUCGUAUUUCUCGAUCUUCUGGCGAAUGGUUUUGGUGAUUUAUUUGACGUAUACGGUCCUUUUUCAUUAUUUUCAAUGCAUGUUGAAGGAGCCGAUUGUUGUUCCGAAAUUCGAGGGACAACGGAGAAGAAUCUGCAAACUUUGUAAUGUGGUGAAAUGCAAAUUGACUCAUCAUUGCUCAAAUUGUGAAAAGUGAGUGAAAAAAAAACAAAAAAUAAAAAUUUUUAAAUGUUUUGUCAGUGGAGCGACAUUGCAUCUUUACUUUCUUUUUUCGUGUUUUCUCGUUUUCUCCACUAAAUUACCAAUUUCCCAGAUGUAUCUACAAAAUGGAUCAUCAUUGCCCAUGGAUUGGUCAAUGUGUUGGUGCUCAUAAUCAAGUAAACUUCAUCAGUUUUCUAAUAUUCAUGUCAAUUGGCUGCAUCGCAUUUUUCACAUUGGGCGCCACUUUUUGGACAAAUCAUUUUCAAGUUAUCAGCGAGCGUGGGAUUGUUAGAACUCUUUUGGAUUGUGAUCAAUCGGUUCCCAGUGUUGUCAAGUUCAAUCCAUUUGUUUUUAUGUUUGUUUGUGAGAAAAAUCGUGAGUUUUACUGAAAAAAUUUUAUUUCUGUGUGAAAAAUUCGAAAUUUUCAGAUUUUGGAUUCGAAGUCACGGUUUUGGCGAUGACAAUGUUGUUCGUGUUCGCAACAACUUUCAUUUUUUCGCUAAUUCAAGUCAAAAAAAUUUGUCUUGAACAAUUUUUCGUGAAAGAUACGUUGGAAAAAUCGGAAAGAUUAACCCUCGAAUUACUCGUUUUUCGCUGGCGACGAUAUUUUGGACUUCGAGAUGAAGAAUCGUUUUUGACAGCUUUUUUGGUUCCAAAUAAUCGAGAACCUUUUCAAUAUUAUGAGUUAUAA
Caenorhabditis angaria is the source of this 1080-nucleotide messenger RNA. Lineage: Eukaryota; Metazoa; Nematoda; Chromadorea; Rhabditida; Rhabditidae. The record is from the annotation of a GenBank genome assembly.